AUGGCUACCGCUCUUAAAAAUAUAAUUGUCGUCGGGGGCUCCUAUGUCGGAAAAACAACCGCCCAGGAGCUCGCUCGAGUUGUUCCCAAUACACACCGGGUCCUCCUAAUUGAGCCGCACAGCCAUUUUCACCAUCUUUUUGCUUUUCCCCGCUUCGCCAUCCUCCCCGGUCAUGAACAUAAAGCAUUCAUUCCAUACACCAGCCUGUUCAGCGCAGCCCGCAAUCCCACCGACCACGCCGUCAUCCAGGCUCGCGUCCUUUCCGUGCAGCCGCACCAUGUAAACCUCGAUCGCGAGUGGCAGGGUUUAGGCAAAAUUCCGUUCGAGUACCUUGUUGUCGCGACGGGGACGCGCCUCUCUGAGCCGGCGGGUAUGCGAGAUAACGACAAAGCCUCAUCAGUCGCCUAUCUCCAGAAGCACCAGGAAGACAUCAAGAAUGCAAGCUCAAUUCUAAUAGCUGGUGGUGGCGCCGUGGGCGUUCAGAUGGCAACGGACCUAAAGGAGUACUACCCAGCCAAAGAGGUCACUGUCGUGCAAUCACGCCCGCACCUCAUGCCGCAAUAUCACCCGCGGUUGCACGAGCUGAUCAAAGAGCGGUUUGACGAGUUGGAGAUCAAGUUCAUUACCGGCUCGCGUGUAAAAGUCCCACCGUCCGGCUUCCCACACACAACACCCUUCACUGUCCAGCUGACAGACGGCACGGUCCUCCCCUCACAAUACGAUUUUGUCAUCCUAGCAACAGGCCAGACGCCCAAUAACGAUCUCCUCUCUGGCCUGCCCGCUUCAUCGCCUUCUUCAGGACUUCUCAACCCCUCCAACGGGUUUGUCCGCAUCCGCCCAACAAUGCAGUUCGUCGACGAGAAAUACCCACACCUCUUCGCAGUGGGCGACAUCGCAGACACCGGGCUUCGCAAGGCCGCAAGGCCUGGUGCCGCACAGGCAGCGACAGUGGUCAAGAACAUUCUGGCCAUGAUUGAGGGAAGGCAACCGAUGGAGGAGUACCCGCGGGCGCCAGCGGGCAUACAUUUGACGUUGGGAUUGAAAUACAACGUCGUCUUCCGAAAUCCUUUGGAGGCGGAGGGGCAGACUGAACCGACGAUUAUUAAGCGAGAUGAUGGCCGAGAGGAUAUGGGUGUCGAGGCGUGGUGGGAAAGGCUCGGAGUGGCCGUGAACGAGCGCCAGCAGUAUCACCUUUAG
This is a messenger RNA of Aspergillus nidulans FGSC A4, 1197 nucleotides long. RefSeq lists its product as uncharacterized. The coding region runs from base 1 to 1197 and encodes 398 amino acids. NCBI's taxonomy places the organism in Eukaryota, Fungi, Ascomycota, Eurotiomycetes, Eurotiales, Aspergillaceae. Gene Ontology annotation, molecular function: oxidoreductase activity. Gene Ontology annotation, biological process: respiratory electron transport chain; regulation of programmed cell death. The record is from RefSeq and is a predicted model, not a curated record. The transcript is spliced from 5 exons.